This is a messenger RNA of Cooperia oncophora, 1077 nucleotides long. The record is from the annotation of a GenBank genome assembly. NCBI's taxonomy places the organism in Eukaryota, Metazoa, Nematoda, Chromadorea, Rhabditida, Trichostrongylidae.
GAACAUUUUUCAGUCACUGGCGAAGUCCUUGAAGGAAGAAAAGACUUUCCAUGCUACUCGCUAUCUCGUGACAAUUACACUUGUAGCGCUUGCAUCCAGUUGCACGAUUCCUGUGCCUGGUGCGGAGCUCCAUUGUUCGAUGCAAAGAAACAAUACGCCAGAUGUGAUAAUCGUGCACGACUUUUGGAACAUGGCUGUCCCAGCUCUUUCAUUGAGGAUCCGCAAACAGUUCUCGAAGUGGAGAGGGAUGAACCUCUUUCCGAUAAGGGAAAAGUUGAGAACGAAGAUGAUGCAGUUCAGCUGAAGCCGCAAGAAAUGUUUGUUGAAAUCAGACCAAAGUCACGUGUUCGUUUCAACGUCACUUACCGCCAAGCUGUCGACUAUCCAGUUGAUCUCUAUUACCUCAUGGAUUUGUCAUAUUCAAUGAAGGAUGACAAGCAGAAACUUUCUGAGCUUGGAGAUUUACUUGCCGUCCGCAUGCGCAAUAUAACGAAGAACUUCCGCCUAGGAUUUGGUUCUUUCAUCGAUAAGAAGCUCAUGCCGUUUAUUGAUCCAAGGAUUGAAAAGCAAAAGUCUCCUUGUGCGGAGCCGUGUGCAGAACCUUACGGUUUCAAGCAUCAAAUGACUCUCACUACUAACACGGAGAAGUUCAAGGCGGAAGUCGACAAAGCCGAAAUUUCUGGUAACCUCGAUGCUCCAGAGGGUGGGUUCGAUGCAGUAGUACAGGCUCUAGCGUGCAGUCAGAAAAUUGGUUGGCGAGAGCGUGCUCGUAAAAUGCUCGUUUUCUCUACAGAUGCAGGCUUCCAUUUUGCUGGUGAUGGCAGGCUCGCUGGUGUGGUUGAACCGAAUGACGGCGAAUGCCAUCUUGACCGAGAGGGUUACUACACGGAAACUCUGAAGCAGGACUACCCCUCCAUCGCAUUACUUCAUCAAAUGAUCAAGGAGCGUAAGGCGAACAUUAUUUUUGCCGUCACGAAGGGAAACCACGAUUUGUACUCUCAGCUUUCGGAAUCACUGCCGGAUGUGUCUUCUUCUGUUGGAAUUCUGGAAACUGAUUCUCGUAAUAUUGUCGACUGA